Messenger RNA from Erythranthe guttata (spotted monkey flower), 754 nucleotides. RefSeq names its product cytochrome P450 71B9. The record is from RefSeq and is a predicted model, not a curated record. Gene Ontology annotation, molecular function: monooxygenase activity; oxidoreductase activity, acting on paired donors, with incorporation or reduction of molecular oxygen; heme binding. NCBI's taxonomy places the organism in Eukaryota, Viridiplantae, Streptophyta, Magnoliopsida, Lamiales, Phrymaceae.
UUAAAUCAUUUUCUUCAUCCCUCGAGAUCUCAGAGAACACUGUUUUUUAAUUUUCCUUCGUUGCAGAAUAUAAUAGCCGCCGGAACAGAUAUAACUUCAAUUGUUUUAGUUUGGGCACUAACUGCCCUCGUAAAGAACCCUUUGAUCAUGAAGAAAGUGCAAGGAGAGAUAAGGCAAUAUUUAUUACGAGGCCGAAAGAAAGAUUUUGUCGACGAAGAUGACAUUGCGAAACUUCCCUAUUUCCGGGCAGUUAUGAAGGAGAGUUUCCGGUUAUAUCCACCCGGUCCACUUCUAGUCCCGAGAGAGACGAUUAAGAAAUGCCUUAUAUACGGUUAUGAAAUUGAAGCCGGGACUUUGGUGUACUUCAAUGCAUGGGCUAUUGGAAGAGACCCCGCGGUUUGGAAAAACCCGAACGAUUUCAUCCCGGAGAGAUUCUUGGAGAACGACAUAGACGUCAAGGGAAGGAACCCGGAGGUGAUUCCGUUCGGGAUAGGGCGUCGACAAUGCCCCGGGAUGUCGUUAGGGUUGGCGAAAGUUGAGCUUGCGUUCGCAAAUCUUUUGUACAAAUUCGAUUGGGAAUUGCCCCUGGGAAUGAAGGAAGGCGAUAUAGAUUUCGACGAGCUUCCCGGAAUGACAAUGCAUAAGAAAAAUGCACUUUGCCUUGUUGCCAAGGUUGUCCAUGGCUAAUAUAUAUGUGUGGUUGUGUUGUGUAAUCUUAUUAAAUAAAAAAUGGAUAAAAUACGAUUUUCAUCCU